CCGUCUUUUCAUUUUAGUUUUACUGUCUGAAGAUUGAACGACCAGGCAGGAGUAUGCGAGUCGACAGGGCAGAUCAUACUCGACAGCGACACGUGGGGACUGUACAGUCAAACAUGUACAUCGGUAGCAGAAGAACACACUUUGUGGCUUUCCUAGCAAACGUCACUCGUCAGCAUCGCAGUCGUGUCAUUUAGACGCUGUCCACUUGCUUGCACAUCAGCACAGCGGUCCAUUCAGAAGAACGCUUUCCCACGGGCCAUCGGGCCAUAGUGAUAUCAGUCAUAGUCCGGGAGGAGCACCGGUAGUUUUCGAUCGGGGAGCAAUGGCUGCUGCCGUGGGUAAAGAGAUGGCCAGGACUGUCCAAGUUCGUGUUGCUGGAAGCACGCUAUUGAUAAACCCAGCAGAAAGGUGGUCGAAAACAAUUCAGUAUUUACGAACGGGAUUGAACCAAGACGAUGCCGAGUUUGUCUACAGUACCACAGACUCACAGUACACCAUGAUCACUUCGGAUAGUGUGUGGAAGCGUGCUUUGGAAACCACCAUGCAGACAGGAGAAACGCAAUUUCUGAACUUGAUGCUGGCCGCAGACAUCAGCAGAGAAGAGCAGGCAUCAUCAGCGGUUGGUGAUGGCUCAGCUGCAUCUCCAGUAAGUGGCUGUGUUAGCAAUUCUGCUGCCGGCUGCUGUGCGGCGGCUGAUGACUUCAAGCAAUGCUGUCAUCCCAUCGCCGGGGAAUUCAGCAAGCCGAACGACGCACGUGACCUGCCGGGUAGUGAUGACUGGAGUGCACUGGAAACGCCUGUGCUGACCGGCGACGAGUGCUACAAGUGUGAGAAAAUGUUCAGUACGGAGAGUCCGGUCGGCGAUUCUGUGCCGCCAAAGGUUGUCAACCCAACCCUUCCACAGUUCAAGUACUCUGGUGAAGCCCUCAGGGCAUGUCAACUGCCACUGGGUCCAGUUGGCGGUGGAGUGAUUGCUGUGGCUGGAGAUGGAGGAUUGCGGCAGUGGCAAAUGGUAAACGAGGUUAAUCACGUCGGCCACGUUCCAGACUCAUUCUGGGCUAUCAAGACUGAAGUCGGCGGCAAGACGCAGUGUAAAGUCCUGCAGUCCGAUGCACUCUACGACAACAGCAAGUUUGUUCCCUGCUAUGAAGUCACCGAUCACAUCGUGCCACCUGGCUCCAUUGAGCUGCUGAAAGCGCUGCCCGGCAUUCCGGAAGUGGAGAUAACAGCCAAGUAUCCGGUUGUCGAAGUUGACUAUCCCAACAGUGGACUGCCAGUGGAUAUUCACAUGACUGCAUGGAGCCCGUGCAUUCCCAUGGAUGCGAAGAGAAGUGGAAUACCCAUCAUUGUCUUUGACUUUGACAUCACGAACAACAGCCAAGAGGAUGCUCAGGUCACCUUGAUGAACGCACAGCAAAACAUGGUCGGUUGGGAUGGACAAAGCCCCAUCACAAGGGGAGUAUACAACCAGAACUACGGCGGCAACUCCAAUGCACUGGUCCAGCUGAAUGACAACUUGACUGCCAUUGACAUGUUCAAUACUGGCUUGUCGGACCCGGUCAAUGAGCAUUAUGACAGCCAUGAUGGCCACUUUGCAAACUGUGUUGCAUCAGGUGACGGUGAUGUAGUGUCAUCGCUGCUGCAGUUCUUCUCCGUGGAGGCUAUGUGGGCCAUGUUCACCAGCCAGGAUGGACUUAAGAACAAUGGACUGUAUGGUCCGUCACCGCCUGGCCGUACGUGGGAUUCUGCCUUAGCAUUGACUCGCGUUGUACCAGCCCAGUCUACUUCGACUAUCACCUUCUUUCUGGCAUGGCACUUUCCAUACCGUGUCACAAACUGGGCCCAUGGCGCCGGUGCCAAGAAGGGCCAACCUGGUUAUCUUGGCAACUACUAUGCUACUCUUUAUCCCGACAUCAAGACUGUGCUGAAGUUCACCCACGACCAGUAUGAUGAGCUGCGAUCACUGACCAUGGCGUUCAGAGACUGUAUGUUUGACAGCACAUUGCCAUGGCAACUCAUUGACAGUGCAGCUGGGCGUGUGUCACCGCUAAGAUCCCCAACUUGCAUGUGGCUUGGCGAUGGUCGCUUGUACGCGUUUGAAGGAUGCAGGGAAACCAGCGGUUGCUGUCCUAUGAACUGCACACAUGUGUGGAACUAUGAGCAGUCGCUGGCCAGUCUUUGGCCAAGUUUGGAGCAGACCAUGAGGGAUGUCGACCUCGGCGAAGGUCAACAAGUUACACCGGAGGGACGUCUAGUGACGAGAAUCGUUGUCCCGCUGAUGUUCCGGCCCACGUGGAUGUCUUUUAAGAACUACCAGACCAAAUCCAGUCAGACGGUAUGCGUUGAUGGCGAGCUAGGCGGUGUACUCAAGUUGUACCGCGAGUAUCGCAUGGGAGCGGGUCUCACCUUCUUCAAGAAGAUGUGGCCCAAAGCAAAGCUGAUCAUGAACAGAUGGUUGACCAUAAACGAUCUGGGCGAUGGUACAAUGAGUGCUGCCCAGCCGAGCACGUACGACCGAGCCUUGUACGGUGUCAACACCUUCAUCGGUUCUAUGUACUUGUGCGCACUAAAGGCAUCUGAGCAAAUGGCACUGCUGGAUGAUGAUGCGGAGUUGGCUAAGACGUUUGCUGACCGCUAUGCACUUGGGCGACAGUCUCUUGACAAGAAGUGCUUUGUGAACAAACAGUGGUACACGCAACAAGUGGAUCAUAGAAAGCCGCUUGAAAUACUCGGAGAUGCCACCUUUGUGGACUGUCUCCUCGGUCAAUGGUGGGGCUACAUCCUUGAGCUUGGUGACAUUCUUCCUUUGGAUCACUGCAAGAGCACUGUCACUAACAUCUUUGCACACAACCACCAGGAUUCGUUCAUUCCUAAGGAACAGUCACCGCGCCCGUUCAUGGACCAGCGAGACGCUGGCAUGUACAUUGGUUGCUGGCCUGACGGCAAAGUGCCUAAGAACAGCCUGAGAUACCUGAGAGAGGUUGCGUGGACUGGGCUAUCGCACUACUUUGCUGGUCUGUGCAUAUACCUGGGUCAGAAUGACAUUGCCAUGCAAGUCUUAAAGGAUGCUCGUUACUGCUACGAUGGUACCCGCCGUAGUCCGUGGAAUGAGAUCGAGUGUGGUGACCACUACUCACGGCCAAUGUGCGGUUUCCAGCUCUUUGCUACGGCGUCGGGCAUUACCUGGCAGCCCCAGCCAGACAUGGGCCAUCUGCGGGUAGGAUUCAAACCGCUCAUUGGGCCCAAUACUUACCGCGGUUUCUACAGCCUGCCCAAUGCUUGGGGACAGUACUCUCAAACUGCCGCUGACGACUUUACGAGCGGAACUGCCCAGAUCACUAUUGCCUAUGGAACACUAGGCAUUGUCGAGCUAUGGCUACCCUUCCAGAACGCUGACAUGGAGAAGAUCAGUGUAUCACUUGGCUCAGCCAACGUACCUGUGAAGAGCGCUGUGUUGAACAAGGAAGGCUAUGUGCAGCUGAUCUUCACUAGUCUGGUGGCCAUGAACCAAACCAAUUCACCGUUGAAGGUUACCGUGGCAACCUCAGAGUGAGCGAAUGGUACUGAGGCGAGUGAUAGGGAAUGUAGCAGUCAGUUAUGAUAUCAUUAAUUUUGUAUUGUUGCUCCAUUUUAGGACAUUCAUCCUUCCACUCUUCAAAUGUGUCUUCUUCAUGCACCAGCUAGUGUGGUUUUAAGUUUAGGCAAAUCGCCUCUGCAUCGUUCCCAGUAAUGAUGGCAAUGUAGAUCAGUAGCUCAUUAGUUGUGUAAGCUUGGUUAGAAAGCAGACGCGCAUGCUAGCACUAGGUUUUUAUUUUUGGGUAUCUAUUCUCUUCUUCAACUGUCACUCCCCUCUCGGAAUACUACUCAAGUCACCAAACUGCCACGUUUAUUGAAUGUGCACUGACUAUGCUGUUAUUCAAAUUGCUAAGUCCCAAUGACUCUCCCUGCCACCCGUAAAAAUUCCAUUUCGCCGGGCCUCACUAAUAUAUUUCAAACAAAUGGUAUACCCGUGUAUCAUGAAGUUCUAUACUCGAUUUAAAGAUAUGAUAGGUAUCUCUCCUCAUGCCCCCUACCCCUAGCCUAAACCAACCUGGCUCCUCGCCAUUAUGUUGAUAUUUUACUCGAGCACAUUGGUAUUUAUGAGCUUUUUGACUGAUAAAGCAAACUUUUAGCACUUCAUGCCCGCCACCUCUUUUCGUUUCUUUUCCUUUCUGCAUCACCGUAAUCUUCUAUAUUCACUGUAGAGUUAGAGUUUAAUUUAGAGUGAGUUUACAUUUCUUAGGUUCGAGUAGCUUGCUGAAAUGUUUAUCCACAUGUACCGGUACGUCUAUAUUUUAUUGGUUUAAUUUGCUCUCAAGAUUAAUGAGCUUUCCGGUAAAAAUUGUUGAUGGGAUCUUCAUUUGAUCCGUCCAUUCACUAUAACAAGUAAGAAAGGGAGCUUAUUUACUCUUGA
Molecule: messenger RNA, 4453 nt
Organism: Sycon ciliatum
Lineage: Eukaryota; Metazoa; Porifera; Calcarea; Leucosolenida; Sycettidae
Product: non-lysosomal glucosylceramidase-like
Exons: 33
Coding region: 323-3553 (1076 amino acids)
Biological process (GO): carbohydrate metabolic process
Molecular function (GO): beta-glucosidase activity
Source: RefSeq, a predicted model, not a curated record